AUGAAAGGACUUACGCCUGGUUAUUUGUCUGUGCAUUUACAUGUUCGUCAACCGAAUGAAAGAUAUAAUCUACGUAGUAAUCGAAAUACAACUAUAGAAACAAUGAGUAAUACUUCUAAAGAAUUUUUUGUAGUAGUAGCUGAAGAAUGGAAUAGACUAGUAUUUAAAGAUCCUGGAGUUUUGAGAAUGAAAGUUGCUAUAGUGAGAGUAAUAUUAAAAAAUGAGCUAACUCCAACUGGAAAAUUUUCUAAACGUUUAAAGUUUGCCACACGGCGAGAAGAAAUAAUAUUUAUGCGUAUUAAGUGUGAAUUACACCUUUAA
Messenger RNA from Didymodactylos carnosus, 321 nucleotides. NCBI's taxonomy places the organism in Eukaryota, Metazoa, Rotifera, Eurotatoria, Philodinida, Philodinidae. The record is from the annotation of a GenBank genome assembly.